GCCCACCGCCGGGGCCGAGCUGGAGAGGAGGGUGAUGGCGGCGGUCAAGGCGUCGGAGGCGCGCGGGGACCCGCCGCUGCUGCGGGCGGUGGAGGUGGCCCGCCUCGUCGCCGGGGACGGGCCGGGGGCGGGGGCGGGGCUGCCCAGCGCCGAGCUCGCCGGGAUCCUCGUCUCCAACCUCUGCUUCGCGCACAACUCCGCCUCGCUCUGGAAGCUCCUCGACCAGGCCAUGUCGUCCCGCCUCCUCUGCCCGCUCCACGUCCUCGCGCUCCUCACCGCCAGGGUGCUGCCGCAUCGGCGAGCGCAGCCGGAGGCGUACAGGCUGUACCUGGAGCUGCUCAAGAGCAACGUCACCUCCUCCUCGCUGUCUCUGCAGGCCGGGCCUAACCGCGACAAGAUGACCAAGGCCAUCGAUGCUGCUCUACAACUAUCGAAAAUCUACGGAGUGCCCAAAAUGGACUUCGGGCACGUCGUCAUCCUGUUCGUGCUGAGCGUUACCACCAGGCUGAUCGACUGCAUACUGGAGGACUGCGGCUUUCCGUCAGAGGGGCAGGACAGUGUGUACCCUGUUGAAGGGCCGCAUGCUAUGGACGUAGAUGUCAAAGGGGUCUCUGCCGUGAAGCAUAACGAGCACCGGGAACAGUUGCGUCGGAAGAACACUGUCAUGGCUUUGGAAGUGUUGCAUAUGAUGGCUGCUGAUAAGAAAAUCCAAGCGUUUCUGCGCUUGAUAUGCCUUAACAUGCCUGACAAAUUCAGCGCUCUGAGCCAGAGGUUGACACUGAUCGAAGCUCGCAAAAUUGCACUCGAGAGACUAUUGCCUACUAGACAUAAAAUUGAUGAUUUGUUGAUGUAUAUCCGAAGAGUUAGCAAUGUAGAUUAUCAGCCAAACAACAAGCGACUGGUGGAUGUUCUUGGUAACAUGAGAUCCCGUGGUUCCCUGCUGAGCCAGCUUACAGGAGCUGGGAGAGCUGCCUGCUGGAUUAUAUAUGAUAUUUACUUGGAGAACGCAAUUGAUGGGAAGCAUCUAAGUGCUAUAUCUGCUAUCGUGAUUAUAAAAGAAAUGACCAAGACAGCCCAAGCAAUUAAUGAGGCAAGUUGGCAGGAAACUUUUAAAGCUCUUUGGAUUGCUGCCCUUCGUCUUGUACAGCGGGCUAGAGAACCUCUUGAAGGUCCAAUUCCUCAUCUAGACGCGAGAUUAUGCAUGCUAUUAGCUCUUAUUCCACUAGCAAUUGCUGCAAUUCUCAAAGAAGAAACUGAUGCACAUGGAUCUGAAGGAAACAAAAAUCUUCCACGAAGACUAGGACUUGUAUCUUCUCUCCAGGAUUUGGUUCAAUAUUCAGGACUCCUUGUAGCACCUUCAUCGGUGGUAAAUGCAGCGAAUGCGGCAGCUUCAAAAGCGGCAAUAUUUAGGGCCAGUUGUAAUGCUGCUGGUGGCAACCCUAGCAUGAUUGGCCAGGGUGACUCUUCAACGAAAGCUGUUGGAAACAUGCUACAUCUUAUAGUUGAAGCCUGUAUUUCGAGGAAUUUGAUUGACACAACUGCUUACUUGUGGCCUGGUUAUAUUGUACUAUCGGGGCAUUUGAAGGAUACAGUUUUACCCCAGGAAUCCCCUUGGUUGAACUUUAUGCAAGGAGCUCCACUAUCUGACCCACUUAAGACUGCUCUCAUUUCUACUCCUGCUUCCAGUGUCGCAGAACUGGAUAAAUUGUACCACAUAGCAUUGAAUGGUUCAGAACAGGAAAAGUCAGCUGCAGCUAAAAUUCUGUGUGGCGCAUCACUUGUUCGUGGCUGGAAUAUUCAGGAACAUGUUGUCCGCAUGGUAGUCAAGUUACUGUCGCCUCCUUUGCCCUCAGAUUCCUCAACACGAGGGAGCAUGAGCCACUACCUUAGUCAGAUGUCUACGCUUAAUGCAAUCUUACUCUGUGUCUCAUAUGUGGAUGCUGUCCACAUUCUUUCUUUGUAUGGAAUGGUUCCAGAUGUUGCUGCAGCUCUAAUGCCACUUUGUGAAGCUUUUGGGUCAAUGCCACCCCCAGCUAACCACAGGUCUACCAUUUUUGAUGAAACGUCGGUUUACUCGGUCUUCUCUUGUGCGUUUCUUUGUCUUCUCCGAUUAUGGAAAUUUUACAGACCUCCUCAAGAGCAUUGUCUUGCUGGCCGUGGAGGCUCGAUAAGAUUGGAACUUACUCUGGACUAUUUGUUGUUAAUGCACAAUAACCACAAUGAGCUCCCAAAUUCAUCUGCUAGUAGUACUUACUCUAGCAGCAGUGUGGGCUCAUUUGAAGAGGUUUCAACCCAACCAAUUUAUAUUGAUUCCUUCCCCAAGUUAAGGGCUUGGUACUUGCAGAAUCAAGCUUGUAUAGCCUCUACCCUUUCUGGUGUUUGCAACAAAAAUCCUGUCCAUCAAGUUGCAAACAAAAUUUUGAGUAUGAUUUGCCGAAAAAUGAACAAAAGCGGGAUAGUAUCUAGUAAUCUUUCAUCCACCUCUAGUAGCAGUGUCAGUGGUUCCUCACUAAGUACAUCGGAUGAUUCUUACCAAAGGCCCACAGUUUCAGCAUGGGAAUUUCUAGAAGCAGUUCCUUUUGUUCUUGAAGCUGUUCUUACAGCAUGUUCUCAUGGGAGGAUUUCCAGCCGAGACAUGACUACAAGUCUGAGGGAUCUGGUGGAUUUCUUGCCGGCUUCUCUUGCUGCAAUUGUUAGCUACUUCACAGCAGAAAUUACACGAGGGAUAUGGAAAGCUGUUCCUAUGAAUGGAACUGAAUGGCCCAGCCCUGGUGCUGCUCUUCACUCCAUUGAAGAUGAAGUGAAGGAAAUUCUUGCAUCUGCUGGUGUUCAGAUUCACAGCUGCUAUCCACGUGGUGUGCCACCAAUGCUUCCUUUACCGAUGGCUGCACUUGUCAGCUUGACUAUUACGUUUAAGCUGGAUAGGAGUCUUGAAUACAUUCAUGGGAUCAUUGGCCAGGCUCUGGAGAACUGUGCAGGGGGCAGUUCCUGGCCAAGCAUGCCCAUCAUCGGGGCCUUGUGGGCUCAGAAAGUGCGCAGAUGGCAUGAUUUCAUCGUCCUGUCAUGUAUGCGUUCUCCGUUUGGCAGAGACAAAGAUGCAGUUGCGCAGCUCAUCCAAAGUUGCUUCACAUCCUUUCUGCACGCAUCCUCAUCCAGCGGGUCUGAUAUUACUGCAAGCCGUGGAGUUGGAGCUUUAAUGGGAGAGUCCAUCACAGGCCAAGGUCUUCAGCUUCCCAUGGCCCCUGGGUUCAUCUACCUGAGAACUUGUCGAACUUUCCACGAUACCUACUUUGUGAGUGAGACGAUACUUAAGCAAGUCAUUGAUUGUUCCCACAAACUUGCAAGUGGAUGGUCUUCCAAUGGGCCUCCGCAUUUAAAAUCAGGCCGAACGCCGCUAUCUGGUGCUGCAUCCAUGGCGUAUCAGGUUGCUAUGCUCGGUGCAGGACUCCUCUGUAUUGCUGGGGGGCCUUUCGCGGUCCAGGUGCUAUAUGAAGAGACAUUGCCGACACUGCUGUUAUCAGCUCGGGAACAGAUUAUGGAAAACGUUGGACCAGUGUCCAGCACACUCCAAGGUUAUACCAUGGCCAACAUGCUCUUUUUCUGUGGUAGUCUACUUUGGGGUUCAGAGAGAACUUCUUCCAUUCUGAAACUGUCAUUCCUCUCAAGGAGACCAAGAGUGGUGGGCACCCACAUGGAUUUCAUUGCUGGCGUGUUGGAUGGGCACAUCCUGCUGGGCUGCGAGCCAGGUACAUGGAAGGCGUAUGUAUCAUGCUUUGUAUUUCUGCUGGUGAAGUUUGUCCCGUCAUGGCUGCUGGACAUAAAGCUAGACACACUGAAGAAGAUUGCCGCUGGGCUACGAAGUUGGCAUGAGCAUGAUCUUGCCAUAUCUCUACUUGAGCGAGCAGGACCACAGACGAUCUCCAUUGUAGUCGAGACCUUGCUGCAAUGAUCUCGCCUUCUGAACGUUUUGCCCCCACCUAACAUAUAUGACUUGUUGUACUUCGAAUCUAAAUUCCAGUCGAUAGCCGUCUGAGUUCAUAUGUGGAUUAGUAUGAGAUCAUCUCGUUUGGCUUGCAUGGCCUCUUUCC
Molecule: messenger RNA, 4088 nt
Organism: Lolium rigidum
Lineage: Eukaryota; Viridiplantae; Streptophyta; Magnoliopsida; Poales; Poaceae
Product: mediator of RNA polymerase II transcription subunit 33A-like
Exons: 12
Coding region: 35-3949 (1304 amino acids)
Biological process (GO): regulation of phenylpropanoid metabolic process
Cellular component (GO): mediator complex
Source: RefSeq, a predicted model, not a curated record